AAAUUCCGGGGCCGACCACGCUGAGAACAACAACUCAAACUUCUGCACCAACAUCAAGAAAAGACGGAGCACGAGGUGAUCAUAAAGGAAGCAAGAAAAACAGGGUUAGUCCUGGAGAAAACCUGGAUGAGUCUAGAAUAUUAGAAUACGAUUACGACGUGGAAUACACUCUCCCUUCUAAUGGCCCGCCCCCCAUUCAGGAGCCCCCAGGCGCGUUCAGUCGAGCAUCGCACCAUCGAGAAAACUUCAACAUAGCAGUAUUCUUCCUCUUUCUCAUGUUGGCGUGCUACGAAGGCCCGAGGUGAUGUCUGCAAUCGAAUUAGGAAAGUGGAAAAGUGGAGUGAGGAGGAAGGUGCACGGAUAGGUGAUGGCUCCCUCAUGUACCAUGGAUAUAACGAAGUGGCAAAAACAUAUCCAGAAUGAGACUGACUGAUCGAGAGAAUUCGCGUUAGAGGACUUGUAAAUAUUGUAUAAAAGUGGACUGUAUAAAAAAUAGUUAGUACAAAGUGUAUACCAGAAAAUGUGCUAAAUUGUGUAUUUAUGAACUGCUGUGAAAUUAAACGAAAUCCUAUAGUGCUCCUUGAAA
This is a messenger RNA of Leptinotarsa decemlineata (Colorado potato beetle), 586 nucleotides long. RefSeq names its product neurotrimin. Gene Ontology annotation, cellular component: neuron projection. Lineage: Eukaryota; Metazoa; Arthropoda; Insecta; Coleoptera; Chrysomelidae. The record is from RefSeq and is a predicted model, not a curated record.